UUCUUCUUCUCUUCUUUCUCAAUACCCUUCUUCCUUCCCUCCUGCCCCCCCAACUUUGCCAAAUGGCUUCUGAAACUUCUUGUGAUGGGCACAUGAAUGAGUACAUGAUAUACCGGCAUGAGAAACUAAGUCUGCUCCAUCUACUACGCCUUCUCAUCUUCAGAAGACAUCUGAUCAGUUGUGAGUUUGUCGAGAGCAGCAGCUCGGUGGCCGGCAGGCUCGAGGGUGUCCCGACUGACUUUAUCACCGUCCUGACGUGUGCUCUUCAGAAGAUAUUAUCGGCGAUCAGAAUGCCAAUGAAGUGGAUUGGGCGCGUGAUUGAGUUUUUGGUGAACUUGUUAUCCCUUAAUGGUGGAGUACGAGGCUUAUUCUGGAAUGUCAUCACAGUUUCUGUUGUGAUCCCCAGGCGUGGAGCAGCUAAUUUCCGGUCGCUUAUUGCACAACUCGAUGGACGAACCGAUCUCCACAAGAGUAGUUCCUGGAUCCAUAAUUUCCCCUUAAUGGAUACGCUAACAGGGCUUGGCGAAACAGAUCCCUUGGAUCUCUCCACGAUGGCUGCAAAAGUAGCCUAUGAGAACUAUGCGUAUAUCAAGAAUACAGUAACCAACCAUUGGAAGAUGCACUUUGUGGGGUUCUACAGUUGCUGGAACAAGUUCCUUGAAGACAAAACGACGCAAGCCUACAUCUUCUGCAACAAGCCAGAGGAAGCCGACCUAAUCGUCUUGGCCUUCCGUGGCACCGAGCCCUUCAACGCCCGCGACUGGUCCACCGACGUCGACCUAUCUUGGCUCUCCAUGGGAAAAUUGGGCAACGUCCAUUUGGGUUUCUUAAAGGCUCUCGGUCUGCAAGACGAGACGGACUACCAAAAAGGCUUCCCAAAGGACUUGAGUUGGAGCGAUGACAAGCCAGUGGCAUACUACGUUCUUAGGGAUGCACUGAGAACCUUGCUGAAGAAGCACAGCAAUGCAAAGAUCGUUGUGACCGGCCAUAGCUUGGGUGGAGCACUUGCUGCUCUUUUCCCUUCUUUGCUAGCUCUGCAUGAGGAGAACGAUAUCCUGGAUGCCAUAUACGCUGUAAUGACAUAUGGGCAGCCCAGAGUUGGAGAUGUUACCUUCAAAAAAUACAUGGAAUCCAUCCUGAGCAAGAGGUACUAUCGGAUGGUGUAUCGGUAUGAUAUCGUCCCUCGAGUUCCAUUUGAUAAGCCACCGACGGCAUUGUUUAAGCAUUGCGGGACUUGCAUCUACUACGACGGAUGGUACGAGAGACAGGCUUUGAUCGACGACUCGCCGAACCCUAACUACAUUGAUCUAAAAUAUGCAAUUCCAGUGUAUCUGAAUGGUUUGGGUGACCUCGUCAAGGCUCUUCUCCUAGGGGAAACCCAAGGUAGAGAAUUCAAAGAAGAGUUUUUCUCGAUCCUCUACAGGGCAUCUUGGCUGAUCUUGCCUGGAGUUGCAUCUCAUAGUCCUAGAGACUACGUCAACGGUGGAAGGCUUGCAAGGAUAACCGGCAAAGACUCUUAAGUAGUGGUUGUUCUUUAAGUUUUAUAUGUAGAAGACCCUAGAGUCCGUUAGAAGUUUAAGAACUUUUCUGAAGAAUUAAGAAGUGGAUUUGGAAUGGCUA
This is a messenger RNA of Phoenix dactylifera (date palm), 1620 nucleotides long. RefSeq names its product triacylglycerol lipase OBL1-like. The record is from RefSeq and is a predicted model, not a curated record. NCBI's taxonomy places the organism in Eukaryota, Viridiplantae, Streptophyta, Magnoliopsida, Arecales, Arecaceae. Gene Ontology annotation, biological process: lipid metabolic process. Gene Ontology annotation, molecular function: triacylglycerol lipase activity.